Megalobrama amblycephala (Wuchang bream) is the source of this 2383-nucleotide messenger RNA. RefSeq names its product phospholipase A2 inhibitor and Ly6/PLAUR domain-containing protein-like. The transcript is spliced from 4 exons. The coding region runs from base 1485 to 2078 and encodes 197 amino acids. The record is from RefSeq and is a predicted model, not a curated record. NCBI's taxonomy places the organism in Eukaryota, Metazoa, Chordata, Actinopteri, Cypriniformes, Xenocyprididae.
UUUAACAACUAUACCUCACUAAUAAUAAGCAGUAAUUAGGAGUUUAUUGAGGCAAAUGUCGCAGUUAAUAGUUAGUUGAUAGUGAGAAUUGGACCCUAAAGUGAUCUAAAGUGUGACCAAAAAAUUUAUGUGAUUUGAAAAAGUGGUUUAAAUAUGAUAAUCAAUGAUGAUGUGGCGAUGUUGUCUAUACAGUAUACAAACAUAUUGCAGUAUCAAAAAUGUUUAUCUCAAUGACAAAAUAAUUAUUUACUGUAGCUGUUUCCCUUUUUUUCAUACUGCAUGAAAACAGAUCGUUGUAUCAGAAUAUCAAGUCUAUUGUGCCCUGUCUUUGGUGAAAUACCAAACAUCACAAAACAUUCAGACCCAUUGUAAUUUUGUUCCUCAUAUUUAAAUGUAUUUACAUUUUUAUUGUGUAAGGAAUGUAUAAAAAUUAUCCUUUCUUUUGCAAGACUCUUUAUAUGUCUGUCUGUUGUCUCUCUAUAUGUCUGUCUAUAUCCAAAUGUUGAUUUGGAUAUAGUAGUAAUAAUUUUUCAAAGGUUGUCCAUAGAUUACAAGGAUUUUCAAAGCAGAGGAAGUUUAGAAUCGAAUUGAGAGGUAGGGAAUAAAGUAAACAAUGAGCUGACAGACUAUCAAUUUCAUAUCACUUCAUCACACUCAUACUAAAUUCACAGGAUGAUUAUGUUAAUAUAAUAUCAUUUUCUCUGUUUUUUUUUAAUAUAUCUUUUGUUUUUUUGUUGCUGUCAUCUUUCACACAUUUUGAUAAUUUGAUGACACACAUAUUAAACUGUUAAUCCAAUGAUUAAUGAAAACCCCAUGCAGUAGUUCAAAGUUAUGAACACAUAUGUAGUGUUGUAUGUGAAUGUAGUAUACUAUAGUGACUGUAGGGAUGCUUGAGCAGUACUGUAGCACACAAGGGCAGUAUGUAAUGCGCAUUGAAGCUGAUGCAACAGGUUCUUGUGCAAGAUAUAAAAUUGUAAGAAAAACAAAGCAUUGUUCUUAAGGUCAUUAUCAAGCUACGGGACAAACUGUAAUAAAUAUACAAUAUAAAUGAACAAUGAUUUUGGUAUAUGAUACCUUUAUGAAAUGAUGAAACUAAAUACUUACGAUAUGAACAAAAAUGACUUCCCCUGGCAAACAAUAUCAACCUUCUCUUUUCAUCAAAACACUGCAUAUUAAAAACACCCCCUUCCCUACCACCACCACCAACCAACUCCCCUUUAUAAGAAAUGGAGUUACUGCAUAUGUUCAGACAACAAGACAUUUACUUCACAACACAGGCCUUUCAACAUGAAGUUUUUCUUAGGACUCCUUCUCACCUCUUCAUUCCUCCACUCAGGUAUACAUUCGCUUUACUGAAUAUAAUUAAAAGUUUUGUUUUAAUGAGUAUUGAAUAUUACACCAUUUCUUCUUUAAAUGUCACACUAAUUUAUUGUUUUUAUGAAUUGUUUUUAUGUUUUUAUUAUUGUUUUUGAAUAACAGUUCACAUGCUGCAGUGCUUUUUGUGUGACUCUUCAUUCUGUGAGAAGCCAUUUUUAACAACCUGUCGCUCAAAUCAGUAUUGUGCCACCAUGAGGACUGAUGGAAAAUUUUCAGGUAUUACUUUUACAGUAGUAGAGAGGUUUUGCAUAUUGGAUGCUGUUUGUGCAUUGCUGAAUGCAAAUGGCACAACAUUCAUUGCUUCUGUUGGUGUUGGGCAGACAAGUGUAACUUCAACCAUCUCCUGCUGCAACACUGAUGGAUGUAACAGGAAUAAUUUUGAUGCACCAAACAAAACCCCAAAUGGACUGAAGUGUAAAUCAUGCCGCAACUUUUAUGAUGAACAGUGUGAUUCUGAUAUGGUCUGUGUGGGUGAUCAGGACCGCUGUCUUAACGACACAGCUUCUUUGUUGCCUUAUGAUUAUGGGUUUGGAAACAAUACCUUGAAAGGCUGUAUCUCAAGAACUUUUUGUCAGCCUUCAUACUUUGGAAAUGUGACCUGCUGUGAAGGGAGCUUCUGCAACAAGGGUGUCUCUUGGUUGAGUGAGAUCAACUUCAGUCUCCAACUUCUGAGCCUUAUUUCUAUAGUUUUGUUGAUGUAGGAUAACUUAAAUGCUCCAAAUAUCAGAUAAACACAUGGCUCCAUAUAGUUGGAUUUUAACUUGCUAUCCAUUUCUGCAAUCUUUUGUUACUCAAGGCUGAAGUGCACUACAUGAUAUACUACAUAUAUAUAUUAUUCAGCAAGAAUGCAUCAAAUUGAUUAAAAGGGACAGAAAAGAUAAUUAUAAUGUUUAUAAUAUUUCUAUUUUAAAAACAUUUUAUUUCUAACUUUAUGUUUAUCAAAGAAUCCAGCAGAACUACAACAGAAAUGUUUCUUGAGCACCAAAUCAGCAUAUUAGAAUGAUUU